UGCGCGUAGCCGCAGAUCUGUAAGCCGUCGACACGGAAGACUCAGAUUCUAAACAACACCUCGAUAUUGCUGCAGAAGGCGUUGUAGAAAUUUGUAGUCACGCUGUCUUAACUGUAGAAUAUAAAAUUUUACUUUGCUUUAACUAUUAUAGCUUUUGAGGUGGGCAUAAAAAAUGUGGCUGCCGCACUGUUAAUUGUAUUGUAGCUUGUUUGCCUCAAGAACGCCGAGAGUAAACUGUGGCAAGUUCCCGAAAAGCAGACGAAAAUGCCAGCUCGUAAUAUUGUAUCCCACGAUACUCCUAACAACAAAGUUAGGUACUCCCGGUUAGCCACAGAUGAUGACGGCUACAUUGAUUUACAGUUCAAAAGGAGCCCACCCAAGGUCCCAUACAAAGCGAUCGCCCUCGCCUCAGUGCUCUUUCUAAUCGGCUCUACUUUAAUCAUCAUUGGUGCUCUUCUUUUGGCUGGAUACUUUGGAGUUACUAACUCCGACCGGACGGUGCCUGUGCUGAUCAUCGGCAUCAUCGUUUUCCUGCCUGGGAUUUACCACUUACGGAUAGCUUACUAUGCAUCAAAGGGCUAUCCGGGGUACUCCUACGACGACAUCCCAGACUUUGAUGACUGAAGCUCACUAAAACCUCAGCGGCAGUCUUACUUCACUUGCAUGCAUUCAUGUAUCGCAUGUACUGAAUUUAAAAUAGCUAAUAACAGCUUAUAGCUUAAUCAUUUUUUGGAAAUCAGUGUUCUUUGUGUAGAUUUUAAUUUCUAGUUAGUUUGUGAAUGUGUUUAUUUUAAUAAAUUAUGAAAGUGAUCAUUUAACAAUUCAUUCAGUUGAUGCUCUUGUUAUGAUUCAAGUGGUUUAUCCUUAUAGUAAAUAAAAAUUAACUGAAACCAAAGUUUGAGUGUCAAAUUUCCAGCUUUUAGAAGUAGAAGUGAUUCAUAAUGUUAAACCCAGUGCAAUAGUUUGGCCUGUAAUUUACUUAUAUACACAUAAGAUCAAGGAAAUAGUUUCCUGCACUAUGAUCCUUACUGUUUAUCAGCUAAAGCCUGCCUACUUUCCAGAUUUGUUUUUUUUUUUCUUUGGAGGAUUUUAUGUGAUUAAUUCCGAUCCUUUGAUCUCCAUAUGGUGCACCUGGUCCCUCUGAGUCAGCAUUAUCAAACGAGGCACUUCUAAAGCAAUUACAAGCCUUUCCCCUUUCUGAUCUCGGCUAUCAACCUAUAAAUAUCCGUGAUUUUGAAGCAACCUGAUGAAAGGCCGACCCCAUUUUGCACAGCAGGACAUCAAAAUCAUGCAAAGAUGUUGCUUGUAAAGGUUGGCCUUCUGUAAUCCCGUCAGAUGCGAGGCUACCUGCUGCUCUCCAAAGGGAUAAUUCAAGGAUGCUUCUCUGCUAUU
Messenger RNA from Gambusia affinis (western mosquitofish), 1392 nucleotides. RefSeq names its product transmembrane protein 230b (gene tmem230b). The transcript is spliced from 3 exons. The record is from RefSeq and is a predicted model, not a curated record. Gene Ontology annotation, biological process: synaptic vesicle transport. Gene Ontology annotation, cellular component: synaptic vesicle; endomembrane system. The coding region runs from base 265 to 624 and encodes 119 amino acids. Lineage: Eukaryota; Metazoa; Chordata; Actinopteri; Cyprinodontiformes; Poeciliidae.